Purpureocillium takamizusanense is the source of this 261-nucleotide messenger RNA. RefSeq lists its product as uncharacterized. Lineage: Eukaryota; Fungi; Ascomycota; Sordariomycetes; Hypocreales; Ophiocordycipitaceae. The record is from RefSeq and is a predicted model, not a curated record. The transcript has a single exon. Bases 1 to 261 code for a protein of 86 amino acids.
AUGUGCCACCAGAACCUCAUAUUCUACCGGUGCAAGUCCGCCGACUGCGCGUUCAAGUGGUUCAACGGCCCGGAAAAGCCCAGGCCCUGCGACGAGGUUCGCGACAAGUUUCCGCAGAGGCCCGAGAAUCGCAUCGGCUUCUGCGACGGGGGCCUCGAAGUGACCGAGCUCAACUUUGACAGCGCAAACAUGUGCGAGGCGUGCCAGCGGAGGGAGGCGUUCAAGGCGACGCGGCGAAAGCGGAAGGAAUCGAAGAAGUAG